Panicum hallii is the source of this 6217-nucleotide messenger RNA. Its product is annotated as DDB1- and CUL4-associated factor homolog 1. Gene Ontology annotation, biological process: protein ubiquitination. NCBI's taxonomy places the organism in Eukaryota, Viridiplantae, Streptophyta, Magnoliopsida, Poales, Poaceae. Gene Ontology annotation, molecular function: protein binding. Gene Ontology annotation, cellular component: nucleus; Cul4-RING E3 ubiquitin ligase complex. The transcript is spliced from 14 exons. The record is from RefSeq and is a predicted model, not a curated record. The coding region runs from base 213 to 5936 and encodes 1907 amino acids.
UCGUCUGCCCCGCGCCGCCAACGCCUCCCCUCCCCUCCCCUCUCCUUCUUCCAUUGAUCGGAGGAGUUGGACCUGGCGGCGCGCGUCGAUUAACACCCCCUCCCCCCCUCCCCCCUCAAUUCGAUUCGCAACCACCCCAGCACCGCCUUCUACCCUACCGCCAAACCCUAACCCUAAUCUAUCCGCCGGCUGCCACGCCCGGCCCGGCCCCAAUGCCGGAGACGGACCCCGCCGCCGCCCCCGACGAACCUGCCUCCGCCCCGCCACAAGAGGACGAGGAGGCGCUGCUCGCCCGCGCCCAGAAUGUCAUCUCCAGGAUCCUCGAACGCGAGCACGACCCCAACCCCAAUCCCCGCCUCCUCCACACCCUCGCCACCAUGUGUGAGCUCCACGAAGCCAGAUAUCUUCAGCUAUCUGCAUCUAACCCUACGCCUAACAACACAAACACAAGGAGCACCUAUACAAUUGGCAAGCUAGCAAAUCUGUUCCGGGAUAACGACGACUUUUAUGAGUUGGUGUUUUGUAAGUUCUUGUCGGAUACAUCCUACUCUGUUGCCGUACGUGCUGCUGCUGCUAGGCUGCUCCUGAGCUGCCAUUCUACUUGGACGCCUCAGUAUCCCCAUGCUUUUGAAGACUCUAUCAUAGAGAAUAUUAAAAAAUGGGUAACGGAGGAUUCUGAAGCGUCUAGUGAAUGUGAAUGGAAGUAUCUAGGAAGAAAUAAACCCACAGACGCUGAGAUGUUGAGAACAUAUGCCAUUGGGUUGCUCGCUAUGGCGUUGUGCAGUGGUGGGCAAUUGGUGGAGGAUGUCUUGAAUAUGGGGGUAUCAGCGAAGCUCAUGCACUUUUUGCGUGUAAGAGUCCUUGGGGAUGCCUCAUCUUCUCAGAAAGAUUCUAACCAUCCACAAGACACCAAGCAUCCUCGGGGCAGAGAUGAUAGCAGGAGCAAAUCACGUCUGGCUCAAGAUGUUUCUCGACUGGAUGGAACAAGGGUUGGGUGUGGAAUAUUAACCGACCUAACUUCAGAGAAGGACAAUGAACCUGGUGUUGGAAUGAGGCAAGUACAUGGAGAAAGGUCAGUGGAUGACACUGUUGCAUUGUUGGAUAAUUCUGAUGCCCCCGAGGCUGAUAGGGUCAAUGAUCGAUCUUAUGGUACAAGUAUUUGUGACGUAAAGUCAAAAUUUGGGGAAAAGCAUUCUGUGAUCAGGCUUGUUAAAGAUGAAGAUAUCAGCGAAAAUGGUGAACUAUUGAAGAGAAAGCUGAAUCGAGCCACUUCUCGACUUAGAGUGAAGGGCAAAGCUGGUGAAAGCUUGCCUGAAACAGAAAUAACGCCUUUAUCGCCAACCUCUGGAUUGAGAAUAGGAGGUCGGGCUAUCAGAGACAGGAAUGCGGUGAGGGUUGAUGACCCAAAGAAGGCAACUGAUGUGAACGAUAGAUCUGCAGGUCUUGAGUCAUUUAACGCUAUUUCCAGGGAAGAAUAUGAAGACCGGUUCAGGGAUUGCAUUAUUGGCUUGAAGGAUAUAUCUGACAUUGUUUUGAAGGCAGUGAGAGCCGCUGAGUCCGAGGCCAGAUCUGCAAAUGCACCUGAUGAUGCUGUAAAAGCAGCAGGUGAUGCUGCUGCUGAGCUUGUGAAAUCUGCUGCUUUGGAGGUUUGGAAAAGUGAAAGUAAUGGUGAUGCGGUUGUAUUAGCUGCAGAGAAAGCUGCAUCUGCUGUAGUAGAGGCUGCCGUGUCAACAAGUGUCUCACGAAGCUCAAACCAAGUCGGCGAAGAGCGUGCGGUGGAAGAAGCUGUGCAAACCAGCAAAGACCAGGAUUUGGAAAAUUUUGUUAUCAGUGACCAAGGGCAGCUCUUGCAACUUAGAGAAAAAUAUAGUAUCCAGUGUCUACAGAUUUUGGGAGAGUAUGUUGAAGCUUUGGGUCCUGUUCUCUAUGAAAAAGGUGUUGAUGUUUGCCUUGCAUUAUUGCAAAGGAGCAUGAAAGAGCACGAGGGACACCACCACUUUGCUCUACUUCCUGAUGUCCUUAAAUUAAUUUGUGCACUGGCUGCCCACCGAAAAUUUGCUGCUCUCUUUGUUGAUCGUGGUGGUAUUCAGAAGAUCCUCUCUGUUCCUAGGAUUAAUCAGACAUAUAUGGGUCUUUCUGCUUGCUUAUUUACUUUUGGGUCUCUUCAGUCUACCAUGGAACGUGUUUGUGCACUCCCAUCUGACACACUUGACAGUGUUGUUGAACUAGCACUUCAACUUCUUAAGUGCCCACAAGAUUUAGCUAGAAAAAGUGCAGCCAUUUUUUUCGCUGCUGCUUUUGUGUUCAAAGCUGUUCUGGAUUUGUUUGAUGCACGAGAUGGGAUGCAAAAGCUUCUUGAUAUCCUAUAUGGAUGUGCGUCUGGAAGAUCUGGUGGUAACUCCGGCGGACUAGGAUCCUCCCACAUAAAUCAAGGGAAUGAUCAGUCGCCUGCCGAAGUUUUGACUGCAUCAGAGAAGCAAGUUGCAUACCAUUCAUGUGUUGCACUGCGGCAAUACUUUAGAGCUCAUCUCCUUCAGCUUGUUGAUUCCAUUCGGCCAAGCAAAAGCAUCCGUAGUAUUGCUCGGAACACUUCUAGUGCAAGAGCUGGUUACAAACCUUUUGACAUUAGCAAUGAGGCCAUGGAUGCUGUCUUUCGUCAGAUCCAGCGGGACAGAAAGUUAGGCCCUGCUCUUGUGAGAGCUCGUUGGCCUGUGCUGGACAAAUUUGUGGCCUCAAAUGGUCACAUGACUAUGCUAGAGUUAUGCAAGUUUCAGGCACAUGGCGAUCGAUAUCUGCGUGACCUAACUCAAUAUGCAAUUGGAGUUCUUCACAUUAUAACACUUAUGCCACACCCAAACGUCCGCAAGCCAAUAGUGCAUGCAACAUUAAGCAACAAUCGUGUUGGUAUGGCUGUUCUAUUAGAUGCUGUGAAAAGUUUCGACUAUAUUGAUCAUGAGGUGAUCUGUCCAGCAUUGAAUGUUCUCGUCAAUCUUGUAUGCCCACCUCCAUCUAUCAGUAACAAGCCAUCCUCAACUGCCAAUCAGCAACCUGCAGCUGCGCAAGCACUUGUUUCAGAAAGCAGAGACAGGAACUUCGAAAAAAGUGUUUCAGAUAGGAAUCUUCUAGCAAAUCAGGGUGAAUCUCGUGAACGAUCUGCUGAUGUCAACCCUUCUGAAAGGAAUAAUACCUUACAUCAAGGAACUCCCUGCACACCUGUUGUGCCAUCUGGAGUAGUCGGUGAUCGAAGAAUAACGUUAGGAGUUGGAGUUGGCGGUCCUGGUCUUGCUGCUCAAUUGGAACAAGGAUAUCGUCAAGCUCGUGAAGUUGUAAGAGCAAACAAUGGCAUAAAAAUUCUUUUACAGCUUCUCAGUUCUCGGAUGGUUACACAUCCUGUGGCUAUAGAUUCUAUUAGAGCCCUUGCCUGCCGUGUCCUGCUGGGUCUAGCCAGAGACGAUGCAAUUGCACAUAUACUGACAAAGCUCCAGGUGGGCAAGAAAUUAUCAGAACUGAUCCGUGAUACCAGUGCCCAGACGUUGGGGGGUGAUAGUGGAAGAUGGCAAGCUGAGCUGACCCAUGUGGCAAUUGAACUAAUUGGGGUCUUGACGAAUUCUGGAAAAGAAACAACAUUAGCAGCAACUGAUGCUGCUGCUCCAGCACUGAGGCGCAUUGAGCGAGCUGGGAUAGCUGCUGCUACUCCUAUCUCCUACCACUCAAGGGAACUGAUGCAGCUAAUACAUGAACAUCUCCUUGGGUCUGGUUUCACUGCCACUGCCGCCAUGCUGCAGAAGGAGGCUGGCCUUGCACCUUUGCCAUUGACAGCAGCAGUGCUUCCUGCUCACCAAGUUUCUGCCCUAGAAGCAUCAUCUGUUCAGCAACAGUGGCCCUCUGGGCGUGUUCAGGGGUUUCUCUCAGAGAAAACAAAUAUAUCCACAGAUCAGUCUGACCAGAGAUCUGAUUCUGUCCUGCCUUCAUCUAAGAAAAAGGCACUAACCUUCUCAUCCAGUUUCUCACAAAGAACUCUAUCUCCGCAUCCCAUUUCUGGUAAUAGAGCAAGCAACACCCUUAAAAGUCCUGUACCUAUUGGGGCUGAUACUGGAGAUGCAGAAACAUUGCAUAAAACACCACUGUCACUGCCACUUAAGAGGAAGUUUGUGGACGUGAAGGAUCAAAGUUCUGCAUCAUCAGUGAAACGCCCUGCAACAGCUGAUCAAAUAUACCAACCUUCUGCAUUCCAAACUCCUGCUCCUACUCGCAAAGGUCUGUCAGUAGCAGUAGAUUCUCCUACUUCAUUUAAUUGUGGUCGGACAAACUUCAACAACAUUUCUACUGACAACUUGGACAAUUCUCAAGGCACGCCGGGAGCAGUGACAACUACAGCACAUCCUGGUGUGAUUGAUCAACAGUCAGGAAAUUUAGAGCGAAUGACGCUCGAUUCACUGGUGGUACAAUACUUGAAACAUCAACAUCGUCAGUGUCCUGCUCCAGUUACAACUUUGCCACCACUUUCUCUAGUGCACCCACAUGUUUGCCCCGAGCCUAGUCGCAGCCUUAGUGCACCAGCAAACAUAUCUGCUCGUAUGGGAAGCCGUGAGAUAAGCAGGCAAUUUAGUGGGAUCCAGAUACCUCGUAGGGAUCGUCAUUUUAUAUACAGUCGGUUCAAGCAAUGUCGUGUUUGCCGUGACGAGGCUUCACUGUUGACUUGCAUGACAUUUCUUGGAGAUGCAUCUCGAGUUGCGGCUGGUAACCACACAGGUGAAUUAAGAAUAUUUGACUGCAACACGGCAAAUCUCUUAGAGACCCAAACAUGCCACCAACAUCUUGUUACAAUGAUGGAGUCCACAUAUUCUGGUGGAAAUGAGCUGAUUCUCACAUCCAGCCUAAAUGAGGUUAAGAUCUGGGAUGCCUUCUCGGUAUCUGGGGGGCCUUUGCACACAUUUGAGGAUUGCAAAGCUGCUAGGUUUAGCCACUCCGGAACUUUAUUUGCUGCCCUUUCUACUGAUACAGCUCAACGGGAGAUUCAGUUGUACGAUGUACAGACAUAUGCUCUUACUCAACGCCUUCCGGAUAACACUAACAAUUCAAGUUCAGGCCGCGGUUACAUCCAACCUAUUAUACAUUUUAGUCCUUCAGACACAAUGUUGCUUUGGAAUGGAGUCCUGUGGGAUACACGAGAAGCAAAUCCUGUUCAUCAGUUUGACCAGUUCACAGAUUAUUGUGGCGGUGGCUUCCAUCCAGCAGGAAAUGAGGUGAUCUUAAACUCAGAGGUGUGGGAUCUGAGGAAGUUUAAGCUUUUGAGGAGUGUCCCUUCCCUGGACCAGACAGUAAUAAAGUUUAAUGGCACUGGUGAUGUUAUCUAUGCCAUCCUGAGGCGUAAUCUUGACGACGUAACAUCAUCCAUCAAUGCUCGUAGGGUCAGACAUCCUCUUUUCCCUGCAUUCCGCACGAUUGAUGCCGUGACUUACUCGGAUAUUGCAACUGUUCAAAUUGACCGCUGUGUCCUUGAUCUUGCCACUGAGCCCAAUGAUUCUCUUAUCGGGGUGGUUGCUAUGGAUGAUCACCAGGAGCUGUUCUCUUCUGCUCGCUUGUUCGAAGUUGGCAGGAAGCGAAUAACUGAUGAUGAUUCAGAUCCGGAGGAUGCAGGUGACACCGACGAUGAAGAUGAUGAUGACAACUCUGAUGACGGUGUUGUGCUUGCUCCCGUGCUGGAAGGGGAAUCGGAUUCUGAGGAUCUAAGUAACAGCAGCGAUGAUGGUGGCGAUGAUGAUAUCCCCAGUUCGGAUGAAAUUGAAGAUGAUCCAGAGUUCAUUGAUGAUGGUGACCUUGAUGGGGGAGGGGGCUUGUUGGAUAUUAUGGGUGAUGCUGAAGGGGAGGACGAUGAAAGUGAUGAUAUGAUGGGGUCCUUCAGCAGUGGUGAUGAGGAUGGUUGGAUAUUGUAGGUUUCCUGCCUUGCGGGUGGGAUGGGCCGCUGCUUGCAAGAGCAUGGAGCAUGGUUUACAUCUUUGGGCUGGUCCUGUACGAGUCCGAAAUUUUACGGUCGCAUUGUUAAUGUAAUUAUUUCCUUGUUCUUGUGGGGGUUGGGGUAGCUCUGCUGUGUUAGGGAGUACGGAACAUGAUGAACUUCUGAGGCGUUAGAUGGUGUAAGUAAGCUGGGAAAGCUUGUGAGUUUUGCUUUUUGUUUAAGACAACACCAUCGAUUAUAUAUUUUUUUUCUGUGAUC